AUGGUAAUUGGAACAGUUGAUAAAAAAACUACAAAAGUACUCGAAAAGCGAUGGAAGCGUAAAAAUAAAACAGAAGAACAUAAGAUUAGUCAUGAUGAUGAAUACAAAAAAUGUGAAACAAACAGACCAUACCAAUUAGUUCCAGCUACUCUUGGAGAAGAGGCUUCAAGCAGCAAUUCCUCAGAAGAAAACGCUAUUAAACCAGAAGAUAGACUCGAUAGUCUCAAUACUCCUUCAACUUCUCAGAAGAGAAUAAAACUACCAAGUGUAGCACUGGCAUGUGACAGAACGGGUGUUUCAGAUAAGGCAGCAGCAAUUCUUGUUAGUGCAGCAUUAAAAGAUAUGGGAAUAGUUACUACAGUGGACUCAUCAAAAAUUGUCGAUCGCAGCAAAAUUCGAAGAGAAAGGGCAAAAGUUCGAGUUGACCUAAAGAGAAAAGACGAGAGAAGAAAAGAAGUGUAUGGAAUAUAUUUUGAUGGAAGAAAAGAUCAAACAUUAGUUCAAACUAGUAAAGAAGGAAUUUCGUCCAAGAAAACGAAGAUUGAGGAGCAUAUAGUUUUAGUUUCAGAACCAGGAUCUAAAUACAUUGGACAUUUCACUCCUGAAUCUGGCAAUUCGCUUAGUAUUAAAAGAGGCAUUCUAGAUUUUCUGGAACCUAAUUUUGAUGUUUCUAACUUGUUAGUUAUAGGUUGUGAUGGUACGGCAGUAAAUACUGGAUCUAAGAAUGGAAUUAUUAGACAACUUGAGGUUUCGCUGAAUCGAUCUCUGCAAUGGUUUGUUUGCCUACUGCAUGCAAAUGACCUUUAA
Molecule: messenger RNA, 807 nt
Organism: Acanthoscelides obtectus
Lineage: Eukaryota; Metazoa; Arthropoda; Insecta; Coleoptera; Chrysomelidae
Source: the annotation of a GenBank genome assembly